Fulvia fulva is the source of this 552-nucleotide messenger RNA. RefSeq lists its product as uncharacterized. The record is from RefSeq and is a predicted model, not a curated record. The transcript has 3 exons. The coding region runs from base 1 to 552 and encodes 183 amino acids. Lineage: Eukaryota; Fungi; Ascomycota; Dothideomycetes; Mycosphaerellales; Mycosphaerellaceae.
AUGGAGACAUGCAUCACGCCACGGGCACGCGACGCGAUAACAGGCUCAAGCCAGAAACAUCACCCCAGAAAGCAGACAGAAAGCGCUGCAAAAUACCAAGCCAAAUCACGCUGCCUGUUCUACGAUUCACACUACACAACAUCACUACGACCUGACCCAAGCACGCCGUCAAUUACCACAAUGUCAGACCUCCACAAAGACGACGAAACAACCCAAACAAAAACAAACAACACCACCUCAACUUCAACAUCACACUCCCACUCGCCAGACUCAACAUCACCCGACCCCUCCCCCCUCGACAACUCCAGCACCCCGAUCGCAACACGCUGGAUCAGAGCCGAAGAUGCCGAGCGGAGACGAAGUCGUAGCAGGGACGAGGGACGGAAGAGUCCAGAUUUCGGAGAGGGGAGGAGGGGUAGUGUAGCAGAGCCUAGACGGAGUAGUGUGGUGAGCGGAAAUGGGAAGGGAUUGGUGGUGGAUAAGGAGAAGGAGCAGAGGGGCAAGGUGGCGAAGUUGUUGGAUCAUAAGUGGGGGCCGGGGUUUUUGAAGUAG